UUCUGCAUAAUAACCGACACGCCGGCGAUGAUCUCGCUAACAGGAAAAUAAGCAGACUAAAAUUGGUUCUGUAGCUUAGAUAAAAGGUGACAAUGACAGGAAACAUUUGACAAACGGUAAGUAGGUUUUCCCUUUUUAGCGGUUAACCCGUUAACUGCUGCUGGUGCUUAUGAAGAAAAAAAACUGUGCAGCAGCAUCUACAGUCAGACAGGGGUGUUAACUGCACUGAAGACUUGCAGUGUGUAAAGGUGCAUGUAAAUAAUAAUAAUAAAUAUUAUUCGUGGGUGCUUCUGCUUCUCUGGACAUGUGUUGUUGUUGUUGUGGAUGCACAAGUUGCACAUGUUUUUUCUCUUUUUUCACAAUCUGGGCAGAAUUUAACAUCACUGAGAGGAGCAGUCUGCAGCCCAUUUGUAGCCUGCAAUAAAUGAUGCAGUAGGGGGUUUCAUGCAAUAGGGAAUUUCCUUGUCAUGGGGUUCCUUUUCUAGGCUGCGUUGGAUAAUAAUUGCAGAUAUUUCAGCCUGACAUAUGAGAAAUUUAGAAGCGACCCGGUCUGUUCAACAAACUUCUACCUCAUGACUCCCUCAAGACUCAGGCAGGGAAGUUCCCCAGAUGAAAAACAACAUCACAGAGGCACGUAAGUAAAACACGCUACAAGAUAUUACCAACAAGAUGGCUGAAUUGAAGUAUUACAGCCUUCAAAUGAUACACAUACAACUUUACAAGUGUCACUGUUAAUGGGCUGGUGCUGCUUUAAUUUGACACAGUUUAAAUAUACAACAGCUUUACAAAAUAGAUGAAAAAAAGAUGUUGCACAUCCUCUCACGUCUUAUCUGUCUUAGAAAUGUUCCUCUUAUCUAUGUCAAUAGAUUUAACAGGGAAAAUACAUUGCUGGUUCAAUUUCUUUAGUGUACUUUGGUAACAGAGAAUAAUUGAAACACACAGGUAACGGUUCAAUACAAUGAUUAAUGCAGAAAAACUGUAUAGAAAAUGGUGUGUUCCUUUUAAAUUGAGUUUAUAUCAUAUAUUGCAUAUACAUCAUGAUUUUUUCACUUCUCAUCUUAAUAUUUGGGUUUUGGUUCUAUGGAUAUUUGAACUACUCAUAUUGUCACAAAUUGUGUAUUGACAAUUGCAAUGUAUAAAAGUUUUUUUUUUUUUUUAAAGAAUCCUUUAUCUCGUCUGUUUCUCAUAAUCUUCAUCUUCUAUGGGAUCAUAUUUGACAGGAGUGAUCAUUAAUGGAUGGCUGGUAUGUGGUUUCAGCCAUUCAAUGAAAGGAAAAAGUGUCUUUUAGCCUUCUGUUGAUGAGCAGGUGUGAGCAGGCAACAUCUUAUAAAUCAGAAGCAUCAGAAUCAGAUUUAUUAGCCAACUACAAGGAAUUUGACUCUGGUUUGACUCAACAAACAAAGUUCAGGAGAGAUACACAUGUGCAAAUAAAUAAGAAAAAAAACAAAUACUUAUAAAAAAAACUAAUGGACAACAACAUGGGUACAUACAGAUGGAAACUGUCUUGGUAAACUGUAACAGGAUAAGAGUCUAAGAGUGUGAGCAGUGCUGAAAUAAUGGCUCAUGUAAUAUGUUACUUUACAUACAUGCAGUGUGUGAUUAUGAACUAAUACUGAAAAUGGUCAACUAGCCUAUAUAAAUAAAUAAAAAGAUAUUCAACUCUUUUAUGUUAAAGAUGGGUCAACCUGCAGAUAUCUACUAUAUCUCAGGGUAUAGUAGACCACACCUGAGCCUGAAAAUCAUUAGGUUAAAAAUUCACCCAGUUUGGGUCAAUAAAGCACCAAGACAAUAAUGGGUUAACUUGGGUUAACAUUCAACAGAUACACACGUUAUUAACAAUCAAUAACAAACAGCGACAUGUAGGUUUAAAACGAGUAUAACAAGCUUUAGUAAAAUAACUAAAUAACACUAAACUAAAACAAGCCCUUGUCUUGAGUGGCUUUCUGGGUAACAAUGUUGGUGUUGGUGGGUAAAACGGCAUACAGAACUGCACUGGUUGACUAAAAAGCCUGUCAGGUGCAUUCAUAUUCACUGUAGCCUAAAUGAAGCAGACCCCCCACCUAAAAAUCUUGCAUCCAACAGUGACUCCGAUCGCUCUGACAGUAGAGCAACAAAAAAGCAGAGGAACUACAUGCAUAUGACCAAAUCUCCACAAUAUCCCUCCAACAUCCUACUCGAUGAUCCGCAGUGAUUUGCCAGCUCCUGUUGUAGCUCCGCACCCCGGGCUCCUGCAGCUCCUCCCUCCGCUGCUGCACGCAUCAGCUGAUCCGUCACGUGGGCUUGUGUCGUGGGUCAACCCUUUUGCAAAAUGGAGUUGUCCGAAUCUGUGCAGAGAGGGCUCCAGUCUCUAGCAGACCCGUCGGCGUUCGAUCAGACCAGCUUCCCGGCGCUGGUAGACGUGUCUUUCCAGAGUCUGCUCUCUUCUCACGGCGACCCGGCUGUCCUCGAUCAGCCCCAACUGAAGCAGAUCGACCAGAUCCUGCUGAAACAGAGCCACGCUGCAGCGGUCACCCUCAUACUGGAGGCAGUCAAACAAAACGCAGACAAGUCAACUGUAAGCUCCUGCCUUGAAGAGCUCACAUUCAGUGCAGAGAGAAUAGAAAUAUUCUGUGGCACAUAUCAGAGACAUAAAAAAGAACUAGAGCAUUUGUUAACAAGCAUAGGAACACAGCCACCUCGGGUUAACGACGUGUCGUGGCGCCUGCAAUACCACAUGAAGAAUGGACAGCUCGAUAAGGUCAACGAGCCUUUCUACUUGAUUUCAUUGAACACUGAGACUAAAGGAACCCCUGAAGAUAUCAACUUCACCUGCACAGUGGAGCAGUUACAGGAUUUGGUGGGAAAGCUGAAAGACGCUGCCAAGAGUGUGGAGAAAGCCAGUCAGAUGUGAUGCUGGUGACCAGUUUCUUCGCCACAAAGCAACUUCACUUCACCGGUUUCCAGCUGCAUUGUUCAUCUCUUUAUUGCUUCUUUUGUACCUGAGAUUGACGCAUGAUGUAUGAGCCAGUUAUCAUUCCAACGUGUGUGUGUUAAUUAAAACAGAAAAAUA
Molecule: messenger RNA, 3049 nt
Organism: Scomber scombrus (Atlantic mackerel)
Lineage: Eukaryota; Metazoa; Chordata; Actinopteri; Scombriformes; Scombridae
Gene: commd3
Product: COMM domain containing 3
Exons: 8
Coding region: 2309-2890 (193 amino acids)
Biological process (GO): sodium ion transport
Source: RefSeq, a predicted model, not a curated record